UAAUAAUAACACGUGAACACUAACAGCUGAGGAGGUAAAACAUGAACCAUCAGUAUUAGGAAAUACUUUUAUUGAUUUUAAGAUUGUAAAAACGUUGAACUGAAGACGGAGAGAUGGGCUUCGCUGACCUGCUGGACGAGGUGGGCGGGUUUGGCAGGUACCAGUGGCUCCAUGUGACCCUGAUCAGUCUACCUGGUUUAAUGAUGGCGAGUCAAAACCUGCUGAACAACUUUGUCUCAGGAAUCCCCGCCCACCACUGCAGCCUGCCGGCCAAUCAGAGCCUCUACAACCUGUCGCACUACCAGGUGGAUGAGAAGCAGCUGCUGAAAGCUUUCAUCCCUCCUGAUUCUUCAGGAAAUAGACUGGACCGCUGCAGGAGGUACGUGGAGCCUCAGUGGCAGCUGUUAGCUGCUAACAUCUCUGCCAACGUUAGCCAGCUGCAGACUGAAGGAUGUGCGGAUGGAUGGACGUUUGACCGCUCUGAGUUCCACGCCACCACCGUCUCAGAGUGGGACCUGGUUUGUUCUCUGCGUCCUCUGAAACAGAUGAUUCAGACCAUUUAUAUGGGCGGAGUUUUAACAGGAGCCAUCAUCUACGGUGGGCUGUCAGACAGGUUUGGGAGGCGAUCUGUUCUCAUUUGGUCGUACCUGCAGCUGGCUGUGCUUGGCUGUAGCUCCGCGCUCUCUCCAUCUUAUUCUACCUACUGCAUUUUCAGGUUUCUGAGUGGGAUGGCGGUGUCCGGAGUCAUCCUGAACGGAGUCUCACUGAAGGUGGAGUGGAUCCCGACCAAAGCCAGGACAUUAGUGGGCACGCUCACCUCCUUUUUCUUCACCUUUGGUCAGAUGAUCCUGGCGGGGCUUGCCUAUUGGUUGAGGGAUUGGCGGAAGCUGCAGCUGAUUGUCUGUGCCCCCCACUUCCUGUUCUUUGCCUAUAGCUGGUGGUACUCGGAGUCGGCCCGUUGGUUGGUUCUGAAGCAAAGGUCUGAGGACGCGUUAAAGGCUCUUCAUCGAGUUGCUCGGGUCAACGGGAAACCAGAGAUGAUUGACAAGUUGACUCUGGAGGUUCUCCACUCUCACAUGAAUAAAGAGAUUGAAUUGAGUCGUUCGACGUUCACAGCGUAUGACCUGCUGAGGACUCCGGGGAUGAGACGCAUCUCCAUCUGCCUCAUCGCCGUCUGGUUCUCCACCAGCUUUGCGUACUACGGCCUGGCGAUGGACCUGCAGAAGUUUGGGGUGAGUAUUUACCUGAUGCAGAUCAUCUUUGGAGCUGUUGAUUUUCCUGCCAAACUUCUGGCUCUGGGCAUGCUCAGUUACCUGGGGAGGAGAGUGUCUCAGGCGGCCUGCCUCUUCCUAUCGGCCCUCAUCAUCUUCGCUAACAUCUUCGUCCCUGCAGACAUGCAGACCAUCAGGACCACAUUGGCGUGUCUCGGUAAAGGUUUCACCUCAGCAUCCUUCACCACAGUCUACCUGUACACCGGAGAGCUCUACCCCACUAUCAUCAGGCAGACAGGAAUGGGCCUCGUGUCCACCAUGGCCCGAAUCGGCAGCAUGGCGGCCCCCGCGGUCCUCAUCCUGGACGAGGUAUUCCCUGCUCUGCCCAGCGUAGUGUACGGGGGGGCGGCCGUGCUCGCCGGAGGCUUUGCCUGCUUCCUGCCGGAGACGCUAAAUGUGCCGCUGCCUGACACCAUCGAGGACGUGGAGGAGAAAUGGUCUGGGAGAAGCCCUGCCCACCUACAAAAGGAGGGCGUGGCCUUGAAAGAGGGCGUGGCUUCUGAAGAUGACCAGGUGGUCUUAAAGGAAGGCGUGGCUUUAAAAGAGCUCAAGGAAGCAGAAGGGACCGGCCUCAAUGCCCUCUGACCAAUCAGAUGACGCCACUUCAGACAGUUAGAGCCAAUGACGUGCUGGACUGAAACUUGACCAAUCAGAUGGUCAGAAUCAUUAAUUUACUAAAAAAAGAGUAAAUGAGAAUCAGAUGAACCUGAAGUAUCACAGAUUUGAGUAAAAUCAUCUGUUCCAGCAGAGAAAACUCAUUUUACUGACACGAUUUAUAACAUGAGUCUAAAUCAAUAAACUCAGAUGAUUAUCAAUUGACUUAUUAGAUAUAAAUGAAACUGCAGCAGCUGACAGACUAAGAGGUAGAAAUAUAACAUGUUACAGUCCGAAAGGUGUACAAACAUAUUAGAAUGACUGUCAUUAAUAAUGAUGAAUGAAUAAUCAAUAACGGGGGUAAAA
Molecule: messenger RNA, 2231 nt
Organism: Thunnus maccoyii (southern bluefin tuna)
Lineage: Eukaryota; Metazoa; Chordata; Actinopteri; Scombriformes; Scombridae
Gene: oatx
Product: organic anion transporter X
Exons: 15
Coding region: 114-1856 (580 amino acids)
Biological process (GO): transmembrane transport
Cellular component (GO): membrane
Molecular function (GO): transmembrane transporter activity
Source: RefSeq, a predicted model, not a curated record